Messenger RNA from Symbiodinium sp. CCMP2456, 420 nucleotides. The record is from the annotation of a GenBank genome assembly. NCBI's taxonomy places the organism in Eukaryota, Dinophyceae, Suessiales, Symbiodiniaceae.
GAGCGCCGCAGCGACGGCUUGUCGUUGUUUUGCUUCGCCUGGACCCCACGUCGUGGCUACGACGAGCAGCUGCUGACAGAAGUGCGAAAGCAAUACGCGAAAUGCGACGGGCAUGUGUUCUACACCGACAAAGACAGUGGUGGGGACGAGGAUCCCGACUUCGUUCGGGUGGAGCUGCCUGCGCAGAAAGUCUCCCGAAGCGACAAGGGCUGGCUCUACCACAGGAACAUGGUGGGUCUCAUGCCUGCCUGGUCGCAUCUCCUCAGCUCCAGCUUCGUCGAUGCCCACGACUGGUUCAUCAACAGCGAGCUUGAUCACUUCCUGAGCCCAGCGAGGGCCCGGAAGAACAUUGCUCAGUACAUGGAGGUGGCGCAGGCGCCGGAGGAUGUGCCGAUCGUCCUGAUGUGGGGUAACGCUUUC